UCUAUCCAUUCAUUUUCUUUCUUUGAGUUUUUGUUCUUUUGUUUCCAGAGAGAAAGAGAGAAGCAGAAGUUGUGGAAUAAUCGGCUCUGUUUCUAAGGAUUUCUUGGUUCAACUUGAGAAGAUUGUUCAAAAGAUCUUUAAACAAAGAAAGAUCAUUUCAUUAUAAUACGAAGUUGGAUUUGGUCAGAGUGAGUGAAAGAAGAUGGGUUACAUGUGUGACUUCUGUGGUGAACAAAGAUCAAUGGUGUACUGUCGAUCUGAUGCAGCGUGUCUCUGUCUCUCCUGUGACAGGAGCAUCCAUUCAGCUAAUGCAUUGUCCAAACGACAUUCUCGUACACUUGUCUGCGAGAGAUGCAAUGCGCAGCCUGCUACAGUUAGGUGCGUUGAAGAAAGAGUCUCUCUCUGUCAAAACUGUGACUGGUCAGGCCACAACAACAACAACAACAAUCCUUCCUCAACAAAUAAUCACAAGAGACAAAGCAUAAGCUGCUAUUCUGGUUGCCCUUCAAGCUCCGAGCUCGCCUCUCUCUGGUCUUUCUCUUCAGACUUAGCUGGACAAGCUGUUUGUGAACAAGAAAUGGGUAUGAUGAAUAUAGACAAUGAUGGUCAGACCAACCAAAACUGUAAUGAGGAUAAGAAAGAUGUCAUCGAUGGCUCUUCAUCAAGGCUUGAAACCAGUUAUGCAGCAGAUUCAAACUCAUCAUUUGCUAAGGAUGUUGGAGUGUGUGAAGAUGACUUUUAUGAUAACUUGGGUAUGGAUGAAGUUGACUUGGCACUUGAGAACUAUGAAGAGCUCUUUGGGACAGCCUUUAACUCCUCAGGACAGCUCUUUGGGCAAUGUGGAAUCGAUAGUCUUUUCCAAAAGCAUCAUCAAGCAGCUCCUGAGGGAGGGAACUCAGUGCAGCCAGCAGAGAGCAAUGAUGAUUCAUUCAUGAGUUCUAAAACAGAGCCAAUAAUUUGCUACACAUCAAAGCCAGCACAUUCGAACAUAUCUUUCUCUGGAGUCACUGGAGAAAGUAAUGCUGGAGAGUUCCAAGAAUGUGGUGCAUCAUCUUCCAUGCAGCUCUUAGGGGAUCCACCAUGGUAUCCUCAAACAUCAUCACAGGAUAAUAAUGCUUGUUCACAUUCAGUGACUCGUAAUAACGCGGUUUUGCGUUAUAAGGAAAAGAAGAAGGCUCGCAAGUUUGAUAAGACAGUGAGGUAUGCUUCUCGCAAAGCAAGAGCUGAUGUGAGAAGGCGUGUAAAGGGGAGAUUUAUCAAAGCUGGUGAAGCUUAUGAUUAUGACCCACUCACUCCAACGAGAAGCUAUUGAAUGAUUCUCUUAACAAGAAAGGUUUCUGAAUUAUGGAGUGAGUUCUCAAGUCAGAAACUUGCAAACUGUGGAAACAAAGACUACUCUCUCUGGUUUGAGAAGACACUAAACUGAUGGUUUCUUGGAAGCAAUCAUUCAUUCUUGGGAUUUAAUCGGUUUUUUUGGGCGUCUGAAGCUUCAUUCUUGUUCAGAGGGUUCACUCUCUGCUGCUUUCAUGAGUUUUGUUCUUGACAGGGAGAUUUAGGGUAAAAAUUGAACAAUAAGAUUGUAAAUGCCUUUCGAUUUCCAUUUGUAUGUAAAUGCUUUUCUGUUUUGCACUCUGCCUUGUAAAUGAAAGACAGUAUCCAGAAUCUAUUAGACCAGUUAUUGAACAGUUUGCCUGAUGUCUC
Molecule: messenger RNA, 1701 nt
Organism: Eruca vesicaria subsp. sativa (arugula)
Lineage: Eukaryota; Viridiplantae; Streptophyta; Magnoliopsida; Brassicales; Brassicaceae
Source: the annotation of a GenBank genome assembly